CAAGAUCUUCUGCUUUCAUCUUUUUGUACAUUUUGUAUAUACACUAUCUAGCCUUUUGUUAGGAUCGGUCUUCACAAUAACAACAAUUGUACGAAAAGUUGAAAAGCAAAGAUGGCAUCAUUACGGAUGUUUUAUGUCAUUUUUGUCGUCUUAGCGACGGUUAUUUUGGAGAGUUCAACGACUAUCGUAGGAGAUAAAAUUGAUAUAGGUGUUUGUUAUGGUAUGUUAGGAAACAACCUACCGAAUGCAGCAAAUGUGAUUAACCUUUACAAACAAUAUGGCAUUGCCAAAAUGAGGCUCUUCGAACCCAAUCAUGCGGCACUCACAGCAUUAAGAGGCAGCGGCAUUAAAGUUACAUUAGGCGUCAGAAAUGAAGAUACACCAAAUAUUGCCGCAAGUGUGGACGGGGCAAUGUCGUGGUUCGUCGAAAAUGUGCAACCUUAUUUAUCCGAUGUCAAUUUUCAGUACAUUUCUGUCGCGAAUGAACAGAUCCCCGGAGAUUAUGCCAGUUACAUAGCCCCAGCCAUGAGGAACAUUCAAGCUGUUCUUGAUAAUCAUAAUCUCAAUUCAAUUAAAGUGACCACAACCGUCGCGACUGCGGGGUUGGCGAAUUCAUAUCCACCUUCGGCGACCACAUUCUCGCCCGACACAAAAGGUGCAUUUUUCGACGUCCUAACCUUUUUGUUGCAAAAAGGGUCGCCUCUAAUGGUCAAUGUGUACCCUUAUUUCGCCUACGCGGCAGAACCAGCCAACGUCCGCCUAUCUUACGCACAAUUCUCAUCGGAAGAAGCUGUUGUUAAGGAUGGAGAUUUGAGUUACAACAACUUGUUUGAUGCGACAAUUGAUGCAUUCUAUUGGGCGAUGGAGAAAUUAGGGUUUAACAAUGUAGGCGUCGUGGUAUCGGAAAGUGGUUGGCCUUCAGCUGGAAAUGGAGAGUCUACAACUCCGGAGCUUGCAUUAACAUACAACAAGAAUUACAUCAAACACAUAUUGGAAGGAGCUGGAACGCCUAAGAGGCCUGGGAUUGCCAUUGAAGGCUUCAUUUUCGCAAUGUUUAAUGAAAACCAGAAGCCCGAAGGUGUAGAGCAAAACUGGGGACUCUUUUAUCCUGAUGGGCGUCCUGUUUAUCCAUUGUUUUGAGGGGGUUGAAACUGUAUAAAGAGGCGUCACAUAAAACUGCAAAUUAAUUGAUUAUUAUGUAUAUGAAGAUAAUAUAUGUGUGUAGAAGAUAUUUUAUUAUACUAUGCCAUAUAUGGUUGUAACGUUUCUGUAUAUGCAUGUCUAAGAUCUUUUCAAAUUAUGUAUAUGUGAAUCAACAAACUAACAAUACUUCUAUUUUGGAAGGAAGAGAAUAAAUUUUCUUAACUGCCACUCGUCAUAUUUGUACUGAAUUCUUUUUUUUUUUAAUUUUAUUUGUACUGAAUUCUUUUGGGAGAAAAAGAAGAAGAUAUUUAUAGUAGCAGAUAUAUCGAUU
Messenger RNA from Oldenlandia corymbosa var. corymbosa, 1474 nucleotides. Lineage: Eukaryota; Viridiplantae; Streptophyta; Magnoliopsida; Gentianales; Rubiaceae. The record is from the annotation of a GenBank genome assembly.